This is a messenger RNA of Onthophagus taurus, 3705 nucleotides long. RefSeq lists its product as uncharacterized. NCBI's taxonomy places the organism in Eukaryota, Metazoa, Arthropoda, Insecta, Coleoptera, Scarabaeidae. The record is from RefSeq and is a predicted model, not a curated record.
AUCUGUCAGUGUCAUAUGUAUAAAAUAUCUUAAAAUAAAUAAUUAUCAACUAAUUUAAUAAUAAUUUAAUAUAUAUCAAACAUGUAUUGUGUUUUUUAUUAGAGUAGAUACUGAAAAACCUUAUCUGUCGAUAAAUAUAUUAAAAUUAGAGAAACUAGCGCUUGCGCAAUGUUAUUUACAGAAAAAAUUUGUUUUUACAAAAAAAUAUUUCACAACAUUAUGUUCAUCGAGUGAUUAAGGUGCUUCGUUCAAUUGAAUCCUUUUAAUUUAACCAUGGAUGAUGAGAUGUUAACUGAAAAAACGAGGAAAGGUAUUGCCUCCUUUCUUAAUUUACAUGGUGACUCAUACAGGGAGAAGAAAAGAAGUUUGAACGGUUUUAUAAAAACUCUGCAAGCCGAGUAUAGUUAUGAAGAAGUUCAAGAUUUCAUUAAUAACUUAAUUACAACGACUGAGUAUGAUCAUAACUUAAAAAAUGAAUUAAUUGUACAUUUUCAAUUAGAAUCGUCGAUUGUCGAUGUUUUAAAAACUGGAAAUGACGCUGCUGUGGGGAGAAUUUUGAAAAACUGGAAAUACUUUAAGAAUUUACUUAAUAAAAUGAGUGUAGAUGAUUUUGUAGACAAUUUUUUGCCGAAAUUGUCUUAUAAAACAAGUAUGAAGGUCAUUAAAAUAAUUGGUAAAAACAUAAAUGAUAAUCCCAAGUUAGCUGAUGACUUAUUUAAUAGAUUAGAAGAAAAAUGUGGUAUAAAAACAGCAAUUAUUUUAUUACAUUGCUGCUCUCUUAAUCUGAUCAAAGAUAAAUGUUCUAAAUACAUAUUACAUUUAUCUUGUCGUAGUUUAUUGGAAAUUUAUAAAAAGCAUCCGGAAUUUUUAGAGUUUUAUUUCGAAUUGAUGAUCAAAACUAAGCACAAAAAUGUAACAAUUUCAAAUUACACAAAAAUUUUUAAAUAUAUCGCUCGAACUAGAUCUAACAUACCAUUCUUUUGGAGGUUAAAUAAAAAUUAUCAAUUUUUUUAUUAUAUUGGGAGCCGGGGUGCAAUGAAACUUCUUCCAACUAAAGAAAGAAUGAUAAAACAUAGUUUUUUUAACCCGCAAACACUUAUAACAGGUAAACAUCUGUUAAACGCAGCCAGAAAAGUUGAUAUGCAUAAAGAAUUAAUUUUAAAAUCUUAUCCCAAUAAUAUCAGCGAUUAUAUUAGAGAUAUUAGUCCUAAUAAUUCGCCGAUUAUUUAUAUGCCUAGAAAACAAAUUUUUCCUUUAUUACAAGAAUUAUUUAUGAAAAUGUAUAAAGAAAAUUUUGACGAUUACGUCUAUUUAAUAAAUGGGGAUUUUUUGCAAUAUUUUACAACUGAGGAAAGAGAAUACGUUUUAGAUAAAAUAAGUGAUAAAGAAGAUUUUUUACAUUAUUAUCCAAUAAAUCGAUCAAUACCGAUUGUAAAAGAAAAAUUAAAAAGUGCUAACGAUCCUGAUACCCGUCUAGACUUAAUUCGUACCCUUUAUAAAACUUGUAACAUAAACAACGAUGUAAAAGCUUUAUUAGAGGUUUUGAAAUUUGUUUAUGGUCGAUAUAAGAAUGAUACACGAGCGUUACAUGAAUUUGUGAAUGAUGUAACUUAUAGUUGGAAAGAUUAUAGUCGAUUUAGCGAAGAACAUUGGGAAACAAUUUAUAAUCUUAUUGAAUAUUUAGAAUAUUCAGGAAUUCAUACGAAUUGGGAACACUUUUUUGAACGACAUUUCGUGUGGCUCGUUGAUAAUGAUAAGCCGUAUAAAGAUUUAUUAGAUGAAUUCAUGAAAAGGUGUCUUAAACAAUUUUUUAUUAAUAAGAAUUAUUCUUUUGGGCAUUCAAAGAAACAUAUGAAAAUUUUUAUUAAAGAAAUGAGUAAACGCUUAGAAGGAGAAAGUCAGAUAUUACAUUUUGGUUUAUUAGAUAUGGUUGUGGAAUUUGAUAAACGAUUCCCUAAAGAAAUUAAUGUUUUAGAGUACGCUUAUAUUUUAGAUUACGGUGUUAAUUAUAGCUCCAGUCAACAAACCGGGCAUGAAUUUUAUUUCAUUAAAAACUACAACAAAGAUAAAUCCUUUAAUAAAUACAUUCAAUACUUUAAUCAACCACACAACAUCAACACACAAAUUAUAUUAUAUUGUCUUGAAUAUUGCCCAGAAGAACUUCAUCAUUUUCAGAGCAUACACAAAAAAAUACAUGGAUUAAAUAAAAUAAUUCGCAAAAUCUUGUUAUGUCCCUACUUUAUAAAAAGUCAUCUACGGGUUUAUACCGAUUUAUGUUUUCACCAACUUGAAGAUAGUGACGUCGAUAUCGAAGCUGCUUUACUUAAAUUCAUAUCGUACGAUAAAAAAUUUAUCGAUGUUGUUUCCAAGUUUUUACCACCGGAAGAUGCUAAAAUAGAACCAAACGCCGAUAAGAUUUUCGUAACAAAACAACAACAAAUUAUUAAAUAUAUCCCACAAAUUUCCACUCCGGAAAAUAUGAAAUUGAUAAGAAUAUUUUGUAAAGCUGAUUAUUUAAAAUACGCUUUGGGAUCACUUUACAAAAUAGCUUACAAAGUACCCCAAAAUCUUCUCCCCGAGUUUUUACAAAACAUCUACGAAGCUGCAGUUUCCGUAAAAAAACACGCUUUAUAUUUAGGAAGACAUUUACUUCCUGUUAAUUCGUACCAUGAUUUUUUAGUUACCUCAAGUCGAUUAGAAACAAAUUUAUCGAUGAGGAACAUUUUAUUAAAAAAGACUUUGGAGUAUUUCAUUGAAAAUGUUGACGAAAAAUUUUUCAAUUUAUUUAUAGACAAUUUACAAAAAAUCGACAAAAACGACAAAGAUUUAUACGAUCACUUAAUAGAUUACUCAAAAAUGCCUCAAGAAUUCUUAGCGAGAUACAUCACAAUAAUUUAUGACAACAUUAUGAGCAAUGAAGACCAAAACAUUCGCGAUAAAGCGAUUCAUUUAAUAGAAAAUCUACCUAAUUAUGUAAUAGAUGAAAUAAACGUUGAUUUAAUGAUGCGAUAUCUUAAAACUGCCGAUUUAGCCACCACUAAUUUCAUUAACAAAUGUUUAUUUCAUACUACAGGAGAAAAACACAACGAAAUAUACGCAUAUAUAAUGAAGUUAAUUACGGAAUUAGUUAAAAAAUGUACACCAACAAACAUUCAAAUGAGAUCGAAAGUAACAACUUUGAUUAUUACGAUUACAAACGAAGCCAGAUCUCUUAACAACAUUAAAAUUAUCGAAAAUCUUCAUACAAUUCUAAAAACAAACGUUCAACAACACACUCUCAUUACGAUAAAACUCCUAUUAGAACAUAGUAUUAUAUUCUUGAAAUCCAACAAAGAUCCCAAGAUAUUCUCCGAAAACAUCAAACCUCACUUAUUUGAAAUGAUCGAAUUAUAUUCUUUUAAUAUGAUUGAAUUUUAUACAAAAGAAUUGCAAUCAUUUAUUGAUUCGCAUGAUGGUUUCGAUAAAUUUUUAUUUAUUGAAAACCUUUUCAACGAUGGCAAUGAAAAUGAGAUUGUUUAUUUUGUUGUGAUUGGUUUAUUUCCGUGGUGUUUACCAACAGAAAAAAAUUGUUUUGCUAAUUAUGUACCCAUGUUGGAAAAAUUAAAAUUAAGUGAUGAUCCUAGAAUUAUGGCCGAUUUGGAUUUGUAUUUUCAAAGAGCUUCAUAAACUUUUGUACUAUUACAAAUAAAUAUAUUGUUAAAAUUG